AUGAGAAAGUUCAACUGGGACACCAUCCCCUGCGAGAGGGUCCUGGGCAAGCGCAAUCUGUGGACCAUGCAGGCCUCGCUGGGCGACUUUGAGCUGGACACCGAGAGGAUCAAGGAGCUCUUCUGCAAAAAGGACAACAGCCAGCCCACGAAGACUGUGCCGAGACCAUGCAAGCGUGACUUUUGUCCAUCUGAGCAGGGUAUUCAGAAUAUCUCACUACUCAGUUCAAAGAAGAGUAUGAACAUCGCUAUUGUGCUGAAACAGUGUAAAAGGCCAGUCUACAGGCUGGUUCGAGAUAUCAGGGAGGGCAAUGCCACAACCUUUAAAGGUGGAACACUCAAAAAUCUAUGUAAGCUGCUCCCAGAUAAAGAAGAGGUAAAGAAGCUGCUGGCCUUUGAAGGGACCUUAAGUCAUUUAACAGAAGCUGAUCAGUUCAUGGUGAGACUGAUUAAACUGCCAGGCUAUGAGGAGAGGAUACAAAGUCUUGUCCUUGUGGAGGAGUUCUUCCCAAUCAUGGAUGACCUGAGAAGGUUGAUUGCUGUUAUGACCGCUGCAGCCAGAGAGCUACUGGAGUCUGACGAUCUCCAAUCCAUCAUCCGCCUGGUGCUUAAGGUUGGGAAUUACAUGAAUGAGGGUUGUUAUACAGGCAGCGCCAUUGGCUUCAAGAUGGGCUCGCUGCUUCGGCUUGCUGACACAAAGGCAAAUAAGCCAGGGAUAACCCUCAUGCAUUAUGUGGCAACGCAAGCUCAAGAUGUAGACCCCUCUCUACUCAAUUUUCCAAGACGACUUAAAUACAUAAGGGCGGCUGCAAGGAUUUGCACUCAAGAAGUUCGUGAUGAUUUGCAGAAGGAGAUUGGCAGGGUAGCAAGUGUUAAAGAAGAUUCCUCCAAGCAUGAUGACCUCAACAGCCAAAUGGAGCGUUUUCUUAAGAGGGCAGACCUGAUUCUGGAAAGUGUGGAUAUCUCAUGGAAAGAGUUCCAGGACACCAAGAGCUCUCUGGCGGAGUACCUGUGUGAAGACCCCACGUCCUUCAAACUGGAGGAGUGCUGCUCCAUCUUCAAGUCCUUCAGUGAAAAAUUUGACCAAUCUGUUGCAGAGAACCAGCAGCGCCGGGAGGCAGAGAGGAGGCGCGAGCGACGGCAGAGCCUGAGACCGGGCUCCAGCGCCGACAUUACGGCCUCCUCCUCCAGAGGGGUCUCCCCUCAGACAGACAGCGACAUGGAGAGGGCCCUCGCCAGUCUGCUCGUUGCGGAAGGAGGCACCCCGAGGAGGAGUCGUCGUCUCUGUCAGUCCACAAGUAACCUCUCUGAGGUCAGGCGAGCCAUUGAGAAUUAUGGACAGAGGGACAAUACUUUCCAAAUUGGGCCCCACAUCCGCAAUCGCUCCCACACCACCAGUAGACCAUGAUAGACCUCUGCAUGGCCCCCCAGCCCCUCCAAGCAGGGGUCUUCUGACAGCGGGUCUGUCUGAUGAAGAGGAACACAAGGACCAUGAUUUGGGACUGAGGCCUCACGCUGCGUCUCUAGUAGGAAGGGAGAUACAAUACGUAACCAGCGGAGGAGAUAAGUGACAGAAAAGCAAGACCGUUUCUACUAAAGCUGAACUGUCUUUGCCGUUUGAAAGCCUAUUUGAAAAAGGACAUUGUGGGAUACAGAUGUAUGAUCCAUAACCGAAAUGUCAACAGCAUGGCCUAGCUGACGUAAAUAGGAAACUUCAAAAGAGAUAAGGAGCAGCAGCAGCACCUGCAAGCAGUUUAGUGAGUCCUCCGCGACUCAAUGAUGGUGCUGGUCCUGUGCCAUGGCUAUGUCUAGUAAAGACAUGGCAGUACAACACAGGACACAGCACAUGAACAGGCCUACACAAUCUGUGUGAAGAUAGAGCUGAUAUGUGUGCAGAUGUGCUGCCCUGUCCACUACACAAGGGGAAUAUCACCUCCUCUAGUCUUCAUUUUCCCUCCGAAUCCCCACCAUCAUCACCCUUACUCUGCAGUCCUUCAUCUUGAUUACUGUUUUUUUAUUUUUAAAAAGAGACACGUCCUGACUUGAGUCUACAUGUCCUAUUUAUGAUGCCGUCCUCCUCAACAUUUUAAAAGAAACGGGGCCCGUUGUAUUAGAUUCAAGGUUGAUUAAAAUAAGUUUUACUGUCCUACAUCUUAAAGAUGCCAUCUUAGAGUGUCUUCAACCAAGCCAUAUACUGUUCUAGCCAAUCAGCACGCUUCAGGAGCAUGGAAGGGAUGGGUGAAAUUUGAUUGGAAGUGAACCUCAAAAUGUCAACAAUCUUGCCAGAAUCAUGGACCAUACCUCUAAGUCUCUAUUAAAUCUAUACUGUAAUGCUACUGAACAUUGUAUACUGUUUUUGUAUAUUGUUUAUUGUCUUUAUAGUCUACUUGGUAUACAUGAGAGCUUAAAAAAUAAGACCUUCCUAUGUCCAUCUUCAGGGAAAGGUUAAAUGUAAUCAGGGUGUACUCAGUCUUUCCAUUGGGUUUUCCAUUGUCAUUAUCUUCGAGUGGCUUGGCUUUGGACUGACAGCGGGUGGAUUUUGCUUGGUUACCUGGGAAAUGGUAUUUGUUUACACCAUGAUCUCACUUGGCUGGUGACACUGUGAAAUAAUACCCUCUAAACCCAGCAGCUUUGGACAGACUGUUCUUUCAUGCAGGCCUGGAAGACUGGAGCUUUAGAGGUCAUCUCAACUUAAGAUCAGAAAAUAUUCCACUAAAAUCCACUGGAAAGAAAUAUAUCAGAUAAGCCUAAAGAAGUAAACAUGUGU
Messenger RNA from Alosa alosa (allis shad), 2766 nucleotides. RefSeq names its product FH2 domain containing 3 (gene fhdc3). The record is from RefSeq and is a predicted model, not a curated record. The coding region runs from base 1 to 1407 and encodes 468 amino acids. Lineage: Eukaryota; Metazoa; Chordata; Actinopteri; Clupeiformes; Clupeidae. The transcript has 11 exons.